UUAACGCAUAAUACGAGCCCAAAACUUGUUAGAGCAUCGAAACACUCCAGAUACUUUUAUCGGGCCGAGAUAAAACCCUACAAAAUCAAAAAAUCGGUACAGUAUUUCGUACGGUACUCGCGUUUAACGGUCCAUUAUGGCGGACGUUUCGGAGCACCAGAAGAGCUACAAGUACGACCCCGUGUCGCCGACGGAACCGGAGAAGAAACUCGUGGCCUUAGAAAUCGACGAUGCCACCGAAGGGGGCAGUCAGGCGUUCCUCUACAUCGCUGCGUGUACAGGAAACCUUGCCGCGUUCACAUCCGGGAUCACGCUCGGUUGGACGUCGCCCGUCAUCCCGAAACUUCAAUCUUUGAAUGAAAAUCCCCUAGAAUCCCUCAUCACUCAGAGCGACGCGGGAUGGAUAGGAUCUCUGCUUCCUCUCGGUGCUGUCCUGGGGCCGUUCCUAGCGGGCGCCGCGGCCGAUAAAAUCGGUCGAAAAAGCACACUGUUGGCCGGCAACAUCCCCUUCGUAGUCGGUCUCCUGCUUAACAUAAUCGCCUCCAACGUUUACUAUCUGUUCCUCUCCAGAUUCUUGUGCGGUCUAUCCGUCGGAUUCACGUUCACUGUGCUGCCAAUGUACGUAGGCGAAAUCGCCGAGGAUAGGAACCGCAGCAGUCUGGGCACGCUCCUCCAGCUCUUCUGCACCUUCGGACUCCUGUUUUCGUACCUUAUCGGACCCUACUUGUCGGUGACACAUUUCAACCUCGCCUGUCUCACGGUACCGGUCACUUUCCUAGUGACGUUUUACCUGUUCGUGCCGGACAGUCCGUAUUACCUCGUGCAAAAAAGCAGAGAAGACGCCCAGAAAGCUCUGAUGAAAUUACGCGGCGCCACAGACACGAACCACGUAAACCAGGAACUCAACAUCAUGCAGACAACAGUCCACGAGGCGUUGGACAACAAGAGUACGUUCCUCGAUAUCUUCAAGUCCAAAGGUCUGACCAAAGCGUACGUCCUGUCGAACGGGCUGAUGUUUUUCCAGCAGUUUUCGGGCAUCAACAUAGUGCUGUUCUUCACACAGACCAUAUUCAUAGACGCCGGCGUGUCCCUCGCCCCAGAACUGUGCACCAUAGUUGUCGGGAUCGUUCAGGUUGUGUCGAGCGGUGCUUCUUCGUCGCUGAUCGAAACCAAAGGCAAACGGUUACUGUUGAUGAUUUCGGCGGGCGGCAUGGCAGUUUCGGAAGCCGUACUCGCUUACUUUUUCUUCUUAAAGGAUAACCGCGGCUCGGACGUGUCGGGUAUAUCGUGGUUGCCUAUUCUUUGCUUGAUCGUUUACAUAAUCACGUACUGUUUGGGGUUCGGGCCGAUACCGUGGACCGUAAUGGGCGAGAUGUUCCCCGCAAACGUCAAGUCAGUUGCGUCGACAUUCACGGCCGCGACAUGUUGGUUUUUCGGGUUUUUGUUGACCAAAUAUUUCGCGACGGUGGCCGAUUUGAUCGGGAAAGCGGGCAGUUUCGGACUAUUCGCGGGAUGUUGUGCGGUCGGAUUCGCGUUCGUUUACAAAUUCCUGCCGGAAACGUCGGGGAAAAGUCUCCAGGAGAUACAGGACAUUCUUAACGGUAAAAACGACGAGGACUGAGGGGCAGUUCGGGCACGCUUCGCUACUGGAGUUUUUUAUAUUUAAUUGUAUCAUUUUUUUUAGAAUUCGUAAUAAAAGAGAAUU
This is a messenger RNA of Cylas formicarius (sweet potato weevil), 1705 nucleotides long. Its product is annotated as facilitated trehalose transporter Tret1-like. Gene Ontology annotation, molecular function: sugar transmembrane transporter activity. Gene Ontology annotation, cellular component: membrane. The transcript is spliced from 2 exons. The record is from RefSeq and is a predicted model, not a curated record. The coding region runs from base 137 to 1621 and encodes 494 amino acids. Gene Ontology annotation, biological process: carbohydrate transport; transmembrane transport. NCBI's taxonomy places the organism in Eukaryota, Metazoa, Arthropoda, Insecta, Coleoptera, Brentidae.